UUUGUUUGAUUUUACGUUAUGUAGACAUAAAAGAUAUUCCAAUAAUUUAAUUUGGCAUAACAAGUAGAGAUUUACAAACUCACUUCCGGCAUCGGUCUUUCUUCCGGUUGAAGCCGAACUGAUCGUUUGGAUCAGCAUGAAGCUCAACAUAUCUUACCCAGCUACUGGCUGUCAAAAAUUGGUUGAAGUGGACGAUGAGAAAAGACUGAGACCCCUGUAUGAAAAAAGAAUUGCUACAGAAAUUUCUGCUGACUGCCUUGGAGAUGAGUGGAAGGGUUAUGUUCUACGUAUCACCGGUGGCAAUGACAAGCAAGGAUUCCCGAUGAAACAGGGUGUUUUGACCAAUGGUCGUGUCAAGUUACUCAUGAGCAAGGGUCACUCUUGCUACAGACCUCGCAGGAAGGGAGAGAGAAAAAGGAAAUCUGUCCGUGGCUGCAUUGUGGACUCUAACCUCAGUGUACUUGCUCUCACUAUUGUGAAGAAGGGAGAGCAAGAGAUCCCAGGCCUUACAGACAAAACUAUUCCUCGUCGUCUCGGACCUAAAAGAGCGAGCAAGAUCCGCCGCCUGUUUAAUCUUGGCAAAGAAGAUGAUGUUAGACAAUAUGUUGUCAGAAGACCACUCCCAGCCACAGAUAAACUGAAGGCCAGAAGUAAGGCACCCAAGAUUCAGAGACUUGUCACACCAGUUGUUUUACAGAGGAAACGUCACCGCCUUGCUCUCAAGAGGAAACGCUCCACAAAGAAACGUGAAGACGCUGCCGAGUACGCCAAAUUGCUCGCUUUGAGACUAAAAGAAGCAAAGGAAAGAAAAAGGAGCCGAUCUAACAGUAGAACUGCUUCCACUUCAAAAUCUGAAACAAAAGCUUAAAUUAUGCUCUGUUAAAAUACCGGAAAAUAAAGAGAAAAACCUG
Messenger RNA from Mercenaria mercenaria, 911 nucleotides. RefSeq names its product 40S ribosomal protein S6-like. The record is from RefSeq and is a predicted model, not a curated record. The coding region runs from base 137 to 868 and encodes 243 amino acids. The transcript is spliced from 5 exons. Gene Ontology annotation, biological process: translation. Gene Ontology annotation, molecular function: structural constituent of ribosome. Lineage: Eukaryota; Metazoa; Mollusca; Bivalvia; Venerida; Veneridae. Gene Ontology annotation, cellular component: ribosome.